AUGAAAAAGGAAGGAGAUCAAGAUCAUACGCGUGUAUCCAACGAACUUGGAGCUGAGAAUGUGAAAGGCGCCAAGAAAGAAACUUUGGUUUCCGUUAAGUUGUCUUUAGUUCUUGCUAUUGGCGUAGUGAUUGCCAUACUUAUCGGUCAUGAUGGUUGGGUUGGUUUAUUCAGCAAUAGCCUUGUGAUUAAAGAGGAGUUUGCAUCAUUGAAGUUUUUUCUUGCUGCUUCUAUAACCCUUGAUUCAAUCCAAGGUGUUCUAUCAGGAGUUGCAAGAGGAUGCGGAUGGCAGCGUUUAGUCACGGUUAUAAAUUUGGGAACAUUCUACUUAAUUGGAAUGCCGAUAGCAGCCUUUUGUGGUUUCAAGUUGAUGUUGUACGCCAAGGGCUUGUGGAUUGGUCUUAUAUGUGGAUUAUUUUGCCAAUCUUCAUCUCUCUUGCUUAUGACAAUUUUCCGGAAGUGGACGAAGUUGAGUGCUGCAGCUACGGCCUGA
Molecule: messenger RNA, 492 nt
Organism: Capsella rubella
Lineage: Eukaryota; Viridiplantae; Streptophyta; Magnoliopsida; Brassicales; Brassicaceae
Product: protein DETOXIFICATION 19-like
Exons: 4
Coding region: 1-492 (163 amino acids)
Biological process (GO): transmembrane transport
Cellular component (GO): membrane
Molecular function (GO): xenobiotic transmembrane transporter activity; antiporter activity
Source: RefSeq, a predicted model, not a curated record